Messenger RNA from Letharia lupina, 420 nucleotides. RefSeq lists its product as uncharacterized. The coding region runs from base 1 to 420 and encodes 139 amino acids. The record is from RefSeq and is a predicted model, not a curated record. The transcript is spliced from 2 exons. NCBI's taxonomy places the organism in Eukaryota, Fungi, Ascomycota, Lecanoromycetes, Lecanorales, Parmeliaceae.
AUGAUCACCCGGAUCCUGGCUCGCUGUCCGCGGACACUCAUCUCUGCACCUACACGUUCCAACGCCACUCCCAUCCACCUCUGUCGCCAACCUCGAGUGCUCCCCUCCAUCACCCAACCACAUCUUCGCCGCACUUUCGCUGCCAAAACCUCCGCAGACGAGCAAGUGGAAGAAUUACAAGAACUCUAUGCAACAGCAAAAGACGAAUUCGAGAUAGCCUCCGAAGAAACCGAAAAGAAGACCGUUUACGCAGCCGACGACAGGGCAGCCGCCCAAGAAGAAUUGGCAAAAUUCAAAGAGGCUUACGAGAAGGCCAUCAACUCGGCUGAUGGAGAACAGAUAAAGAAUAGAAUUGGGUCAAGAGUAAGAGAAUUGGAGAGAGCGGUAGAAGCAAUGGAAGAGAUGGCGAUGGAAGACUAA